Racocetra persica is the source of this 1905-nucleotide messenger RNA. NCBI's taxonomy places the organism in Eukaryota, Fungi, Glomeromycota, Glomeromycetes, Diversisporales, Gigasporaceae. The record is from the annotation of a GenBank genome assembly.
AUGGCUGCCGCUGUUGAACAGCAACAGCCCUCUCGUCUUACUCCACCUUUGUCACCAUUGUCACCACCUCCUUCUUCGCCAGCCACCAUUCGAUCGCCUUCUCCGAUAGAGUUUGAUGCGUUUCCACUUGUUAAUGAAAACCCUCCUAUCAGAGCGUUAACUGCUUCGCAAUAUUAUCUCAUUCAUGAAACGUAUUAUACUACCCCAUUACCUAAUGAUUUGUUUCCGUGGCUGCAUGGCAUUGAUGGUACAAAUCCUAUGCAGAAUAGCUUCUUUGGCCUUAGAAUUCAAGAGGAGUGUCCAGUACCAAGACAUCGUGGUCUCACUGUAGUGCAAGCAGAAGAAAUGUUAAGAUCCAAACUUGUAGGUUCUGUUAUGCCAACUGAUAUAUUAGAUUAUGGAGAUCCUGAAGAUCCUGACAACAAUUAUUCUACAAGAAGCUUUUUAAAAAUAAUGGAUGCUGAAGGAAUUAAUUUAAGGAAUUUUAAGAUUCAAGUAGCGAAAUAUGCUACGAUUUCAGACAUUAUUGUAUAUGGAGAGAAUGGUUUGAACGAAAAUGUAUUAAAUAUCGCUAAACAAAUGGCAUGGGCACAACAGAAUUUUAGAGAAGAAAACCCAAAUAUGUUGGAAUAUGAAGUAUUCGUGAUAGUUGAGCCAUUUUCCUUAUUUGAAGAAGAAUAUCCGGAACUUGUCGCCGUCGAUAGUCAAGGCAUUAUACAUAAUAAAAUCGAUUUUUCGGAACAAGAAAGAGAGGAAAUGCGAAUACUCACUUCGGCUUCAGAAAUUUCAACGAAUGUUUGGUUGGGUAAUACACAAGAUGUUCCCGUCUCUAAUGGAUUGGACCCGUUAAAUCCAGCUGAUUCUGCCAUUUCAUUGAUUGAUGAUAACCCGCAUCAAUUCUAUGUCUGCAUAGAAUCACAUGAUAUUGCCGAAAUACCAGAUAAAGACACUCUUUGCUUCAUUACUGAGCAAUUGGCACAAACAUCUCAAUCAAGGAUACCUAUUGAUGAUAUUGUUCAUCUUGAUUGCAUAUCUACUGGUCUUGGAUUUAAUACUCCGGAUGUUUUUGAUUUUGCAAUCGCAAGAUUAUUAGAUCUCUGUGAAUUCAUUUCGGAUCAAGCAAAUAAUUUUGGUCACAAAAUUUUGAUUUAUUGCACGGAUGGUUACACAGAAACCUCCCUUUUUGCUCUCACGUAUCUCAUGUUACACGAAAAUUUGAGUCUUCCACAAGCGUAUUUAAAACUUCAAAAGAUUCGUAGUUUUUUUGUAUAUCCACAUGAUGUGGAUACAUUAACAAGAAUUGAGAAGUGUAUAUUUGAAAGAAAAGGGAUUAGUGAAGAUGAAACAUCAAGACAAGAGGAAUUUCCAUGGUUCUAUUCUAAUGUAUUUUUUGAAGGAAGUUUUCCGAGCCGAAUUUUACCAUUUUUAUAUUUGGGCAAUUUAAAUCAUGCUUGUAAUGCAAGUAUGUUAAAAUCUCUUGGAAUAACUCAUGUUUUAUCCGUUGGAGAAGAUUCCAGACUAGAUAAUAAGGAUUUUGAAGUACAAUACUUGAAUAAUUUAUUUGAUGAUGGAAUAGAUAGUCUUUGGAAUCAUUUAGAUUCUUGCGUUAAUUUUAUUGAAAGAGCUCGUAUUUUAAAUGGUAAAAUUCUUAUUCAUUGUCGUGUAGGAGUUUCUCGUUCCGCUACCAUCACAAUUGCAUAUAUCAUGCGACAUCUGGGUUAUUCCCUUAUUUCUUCUUACCUUUUUGUUCGUGCUAGACGUCUCAAUGUAAUAAUUCAACCUAAUCUUAAGUUUAUGUAUGAACUUUUACAAUAUGAACAAAAAUUAACUGGAAGGAUGGGAAUUAGCUGGCCAUUGUUAGCUAAAAAUAUUCACACUUUAAAUAUGUGCUAUGUUGGUUCUUGA